This is a messenger RNA of Cladocopium goreaui, 1529 nucleotides long. The record is from the annotation of a GenBank genome assembly. NCBI's taxonomy places the organism in Eukaryota, Dinophyceae, Suessiales, Symbiodiniaceae.
GCAUGAGUUCUGCUCAAAGAAACGCUGCCAGCUGUGCGCUGCAGAUGGACUCUUGUCAGAAGGUCAUGUUGCUGUGGCUGGCCCUGGUGCCCCUACUGGUGGCAGGAGACCCAGUGGUAGAGUACCAUGCCAUUUGUGAUGCUGGCAGUACUGGCACGCGGCUCUAUGUGUUUGCUCUAGAUCUUGCGGCUGGAAAGGCCGAGUCAGUCUUUGUCAAGAAGACAAAGCCUGGGCUCUCGUCCUAUGUCGAUGAUCCCAAGAAAGCAGUAGCCCCGUUGCUGCAACUCCUCAUAGAAGGAUCUGAGAAGGUGCCCCUGGAUCAGCGCAGCAAGGUUCCGUUGCUGAUCUUCGGCACGGCGGGAAUGAGGAUGCUACCGAAGAAGAAGCAGGACUCGAUUUGGGCCUCCCUGAUCCACGUCUACGAGGACAAGAGCUAUCCUUUCGACCGUGCCCAUGUCAUUGCGCGGACGGUGAGUGGUGAUGAGGAGGGCUUGUGGGCUGUACUCACAACAAACUUUUUGACAGGUAGGAUGGGCCAUGAUUUGCUCUCGCACGGCAGCUCUGCACCCUUGGGGCUUUUGGAUUUAGGCGGAUCGAGUACGCAGAUCGGCAUUCCUUCAGCCGCAGCUGCAGCCAAAGGCAUCAAUUUCAGCGACGGUGUCAUGGUCAAGAGCUACUUGGGCUUCGGCAUGACGCACAUUCGGGAAGAGGUCCGCAAGGAGUCCUCCGAUGGUACAGAUUCCAGUUGCUACAUGAAAGGGACUCCGGUGGAUGGCCGCAGUGGUACCGGCGAUGGGUCCCUGUGUCGUCGGCUGAUCAAUCGCUUGCUGCAGCAGAAGUCCCAGACUUGCAGACUGGAAUCCGCCCACUCGGAGCCCUGCUUGGGUGACUUGAGUAGUUCAGCCUUGGAAGCAGUUCAGGGCUCUGUGGACUUCUUCGGUGUUAGCGGCCUGACUUAUGUAGCAGACUUUGCCCGCUGGUGGGCCUCGCAGCAAGCGCCCAACCAUCCAGCGACCAAAGCAUUUCUUGAGGCCUAUCCUCGACCCACCCUGGCGGAGCUUGAGGCGGUCAUCGACCUCAUGUGUGCAGGCGAUUAUUCGUGGGUGGACAAACAGACCCAGCAGAAGUCCACCGCGCAUCAGUUCACAGCUGAAGAUAAUGCACCGUACAGAUGCUUUCAAGCCAACUACAUGCUGAUUCUGCUGCGGGAGAUCUAUGGCUUCCCCAAGGACGCGCGCAAGGUGACCUUUGCCCUGGAGGCGUCGGGCGAAGACCUGGAAUGGCCCUUGGGGGCGUUGCUGCAUCGCCGCGCGACGUUCCCUGCGUUCCCUGCUCCGCCGCCGAUGAACCCUGCAUAUGGAGAACUAUGAGGCUCAAAAGUCAGCUUCUCACUGCACCAGCAGGGAACGACACGCAGAGCUGUAGGGUUUCAUGCGACUUGCAGAGGUACAGACUGUACAGGCAAGUUCGCUCCGCACAAAGCCCAUCUACAGAUAUUGCGUGCAAUCAGUGAUGAGUUUUGAGGAAAA